Messenger RNA from Mytilinidion resinicola, 1297 nucleotides. RefSeq lists its product as uncharacterized. Bases 81 to 1070 code for a protein of 329 amino acids. The transcript is spliced from 3 exons. The record is from RefSeq and is a predicted model, not a curated record. Lineage: Eukaryota; Fungi; Ascomycota; Dothideomycetes; Mytilinidiales; Mytilinidiaceae.
GAUACAUCGCGAUGGACGGAUAACCCAGUUCCUGAACGACACCACACAUAUUACAGGUCUAGGAGCGGGCCCUCCGUACCAUGGCCACCAUGUACAAACCACGAAUAUUCCGCAACUUCUCAAGCGCCUUCACACUCACUUCCAAGAGCUCCGAGCCAGCCGACGUCGAAAGCACCCCAAAGACGAGCAAGCCGAAACAACACCUUCAAGGCUUCCCUAGCCUCAGCGCACUCCUGGCCUCCGAUCACGACCUCCAGGUCUUCCGCCGCUUCGACCGCCUUGCUUCUAGAAAUCUGCUAUACCUGCAAGCUGAGAUACUUGAUCUUGAAACACGGUUGGACGAGUUGGAUGCGGCGGACCUGGAGGUUGCGAAUGCAGAAGAGUCGGAAUGGAUGGAGGUGAAACUGUCAGCCAGAUGCUGGGAAGCUUUCGCAGAAAAAGCAGAGAAUGGAGAAGAAAGAGAGGUUGAAAGAAUGAAAUUGGUCAUGCUGAUUCGUGAGAGGAUGGCUGAAUAUCAGGACGCUCUUAUCCGACAAAGCACACUUCUGAACCUCGACAACCCUAACCCAAGAGUUAAGAGCGGUAUCAUCGGCUGGUUCGAGCAGAAUCGACCCCUCGUGGGGCACGGCAGGAACCUCUUCGACGGCAAAUCUAAAAACGAUAUCGUUGCGUUACGGACAUCACCUGAUCAAGAUCGAUUGACCAUGUUCUUACAAAACCGUCUGGGGUACUUCUUGCGCAACAGAAAGAAAGCAAAAGAUAGUCCUGCCGAUUGGGAUGGCAUGCAUUACUUCCAUGAGACUAUCAUUGGGCGCAUUGUUUCCUUCUUCAGCGUAUUCCUCGCAGCAUUACUUCUCGUCGGUGCUAUUACGAGCUUGUAUUUUGUUUCGAGCGCGUCUUCCAGAAUGAUGCUUCUUGCAGUAUUUACGACGAUUUUUGCGGCCAGUGUAGGUGUGUUGACGAAUUCGAGGAAGGUGGACAUUUAUGCGGCAACAGCAGCGUAUGCUGCAGUCUUGGUAGUGUUCAUCGGCAACGUGGCGCCUGGGGCAGGUGUACAACCAAACACCUGAACAAUCAACUAUGAAAUGACUCCAAGCCAGACCAAGUGUUACACAUCCGGAGGUGGACCGAUGUGAUACUCCAUCAUGCAGCUUCCAUGGAGCAACGGGGUGAUUUCGACGCCAUACGCCACAGUCCUUGGGCAGCCUCCCAGAUCAGACCCGGAAGAGCUUAUGAAGAGAUGGUCGAUGUGAAUCAGACUGCGGGCGAAAGCCUUUUUCGAUCCUGACAGCGCGAC